This is a messenger RNA of Fusarium vanettenii 77-13-4, 6027 nucleotides long. RefSeq lists its product as uncharacterized. Gene Ontology annotation, molecular function: DNA binding. Gene Ontology annotation, cellular component: transcription factor TFIIIC complex. The record is from RefSeq and is a predicted model, not a curated record. Gene Ontology annotation, biological process: transcription initiation at RNA polymerase III promoter; 5S class rRNA transcription by RNA polymerase III. NCBI's taxonomy places the organism in Eukaryota, Fungi, Ascomycota, Sordariomycetes, Hypocreales, Nectriaceae. The transcript has 5 exons. Bases 1 to 6027 code for a protein of 2008 amino acids.
AUGACCGGACGAAGGAGCUGUUGGUGGCUGGGGUGCCAGUCCCGUGAUCUUAUUUGCACCGCCGGUGGUGCAGAUAUGAGUCCCCAAUCUGCCAAGAGUGAUUAUGUCAUCAGUCUCGACCGCCGCAGCUGGCGUCGCUUCAUUCUCCAUCGCACCCCGCCAUCCCCACUUCAAUCUGCCUCGACUGCAGCAACCGGAAAAAAAAGUACGACACACCCAAACGACCCGGGGCUUCUCUAUUUUUUUAAGGCAUCGCUUCGACUCGAGAAUGAGCCACAAGGUAACCUGGAUGAAAUGGCAUCGGAGCUUGAAGGCUUGAUCGCGGGCCUGUUGGUGCACAUCUCGGUGUCCCGUGGGCGACCUCACGCUGAACCUCUCUCACAACUGCGUGGGGGUGAUCCCGCGGUACAGCAUCGUACUGCCUCUACUAUUUGGAGCUGGCUUGUCUCAAGACGAGACAUCUCUGUUGGUCCCAAUCGCAAGUACAACCAUCUCACAUUGAAUGAGAUAUUGGCACUUGAACCACCCGCAGAUGCCAACGAGCAAGGUGCAGAACCCUCAGAAUCAACAUCAGAAACCCGCACAGCUCCUCAACAUGUGUUGGUAUACGCCUCUGAGGAGACCAUGUGGGAGUCUCUUACCGGUCACGCUGUUGACUACAAGCGAGUACCCAAGUCUGAAUGGAUGUUGUUGCUCGGAAUUGCUUCUACGACUACCCAAGGUAUCUUGCAAGGCGAUCUCGGCCGGCUCGUCGACCAGGACAAGAGGUCUGUUCCCAAACGAACCGAUGCGCUGCUUAAGAAGGGCUACAUCGCCAAGAGAACGACACUGGUGCGAGGAACCAAGACGAGUAAGAUGUGGCUCAAACUGUUCGCGCCGCCGCUGCCAAAGGAUGGUGAAGGGGGAGAUGAAGUCCGCCCUGACAUGACCCUCACCCGCCAAGUUUUAGUUGACAACCUCGACCCGGUUCCCUGGCACAUUCGAUGGACUGGAGAGUCUAUCGACUACACAGCCUUGGCUACAACCAUCAUGGCCAUCGCUAAGGAAUGGGGUGUCCUGCGAAUGACCGACAUGAAGUCCAAGCUCGGCGUGUUGGGAAUGCGCUGGCAGAUGAAGGUCCUUGCCAAGGUGUGCCGUUUUCUCAACUCCCGAGGUGUCAUCCAAUACGUCGCCGCGAAACUAGGGGAGAAGGUGUUCAAAGACUGUAUCAAAUAUGUCCGAGACUUCAACUCUGAGGAUUGGGCGGUCUACUUGGCUACGGGCAAAAAGCAGGCGAAAACGCCCAGAAAUCCUGACCUGGAUGGCCUCGAUGGAACCAAGGCCGACGGCCAAAGCUCUAACGCUUCAGAAGUAGCUGCAGCACCACCAUGGUCGCUGGAUAAGCCAGUUCCUGUCAUCAUUGCGGAAAUGGCACAGCGACUUGGUGAGACCGGCUUGACAAACCCAGACGUUUAUGCCUUGACCCUGGGCCCGUCUUAUAGCCGCCACCUUUCUUCCAUGACCACUGCCUUGUCUGUUCCAAACCUGCAACCGGCUCAUCUAUCCCAUUUUCAACUUCGCAGUGAACACACCAGGACUGGAAAGGUAGCUUCAUAUCGCUAUUUUGCUCAAAACGAUUCACUUCCGCCUCCAAUCGCCAAUGGCGCCGACGACUCUCACAGCCAUGGGGCAACUCUUGCCGACUCCUACGGCUUCUCCCCGAUACCUGCUGCAAGCAUCUCUAGCGAAACUUCCACCACAUUGAUGGAACUGUGCAGCCUAGGGCUGGCGACUCGAAAGACGAACAAGGGACGCCCCAAGAAGGGCAACGCAAAGAAGCAGAAACCUGCUCCUGCUACAAAAGCCAGGGCAAACCGAAAACAGCCUAAAGAAUCACCAGUGCCACAACAAGAACAAGUAGCUCAGGAGGACACGAAUCGGGAGAACAUGACUCAGGAGAAUGGAACUCAUGAAACCAGUGCCCGUGAGGACGCAAGUCAAGAGAACACAACUCAAGAGAGUGCGACUCAGGAGAACGGCAUUCAGGAGAACGGUAUCUCUGCAGCUGAAGAGCCGGGCGCACCUUCACAAGAUUCGACAACACAGCAGGAGACAGCGCCGGAAGAACCACAAACCUUGAACCCAGAUGAUGCGCCAUCGGGACCAGGCGACGCUGAUACGCUUGUAGCUACUCUCAAGGUGUCCUCAGACCAUCUCAAAGACGUGCUUUCUGAAAGUCAGCCAACUGUUACCACCCCCGUACGAGCAACACCUGCACGAGCGACCCGAGCUAGGUCAACAAGAUCUUCAGCGAAGAAAGCAGAGACCGGAAUCGCGAGCGCUGCUCUUGACGCCGAAGAGAUUGAGGGCGGAGAUGAAAAUGAGAAGGAUCCUGAGGCUGAACCAAGAAGGGGCGAGACAAGGAAGAAGGGAAAUGCGGCAGAGACUACCGAAGGUGACUCUGGUCCACGUCCUUGGGUUUGCGAAAAGUGCGGCGGCAGCUGGAAGAAUGACAUUGGUUUGAAAUACCACCUGGAAAAGUCGAGGACGGCUUGCAACCCUUCAUUCGAUGAAGCCACGGCAGGUCCAGUCCGGCGCGGAAAGAAGCGAGUCAUCUCUGAGGUUGAAGAGCCCGAAACUCCAACUCCCGCAGAGGACAAGUCACCACAAGCCGAGGCACCGGAACAGACGGAGCCGGAGAAAGAAGAUCAAAGCCAAGAGGUGGAGGAGGAGAGCUUCUCGACUCCAGCUCGACGUGUUUCGAAACUACGAGGCCCAGUUGCCCGACUAUCAUGGUCCUCACGGCCAACCGUCAGUUUCAAAAGCGACUCAUUUCAUGUUAACCCAGAAUGGCGACGCCCUCCGGUCACCAGUUUUGAUACCCCAAAAACAUCCCUAUCGAAUGGAACCAACGGCGCCCUUGUGCAGAAUGAGGACGGGCAGCCGCGGCCUGUUCUCGGGCCGCUGCACCGUUUCGAUUUGUCUGCAAGCUCGCCAAAGACCCCUCGCCCGAGAUCGCAGACGAAGGCACCUGAGUCAACGGCUGAGACUCCCCAGCCAAAGGGGCCUGAAACCAACGGCAAGGAAGGUACCAACGGUGUACUCAAUGGUGGCAGUUCGACUGUGAAGCCCAGAUCACCGGCAGUUGUCGAUACCCCUAUAUCCAGGGCUGCUCUGAGUGCUCGAACUCGCCAGAUUAUUCAAGAGAUCCUAACAGAGCAGUCCGGCGUCUUUCCGGGGGGUAAGCCGUUUUGGCAUGCGAUCACGAUACGUUGGACACAAAUGUUCCCGACAGAAGCAAUCCCCCAAGUACGCGCGUAUCAAGCCGUGCUUCGGGAUAUGCUGAAGAACAAGGUCGUUGCCGAACACUGGCACAGCUUCCGCAGUACCAAGGGCAUGACUGAAAAGUGUCACGUCAUAGUUCAGGCCGGUGUUGAUCCAUUCUCCCCUGAAGCCACCAAUCUGCUCGACAAGAUCAAAGCAGCUCACCCAGAUACAUAUAUACCGCCACCAUUUGACGCUCUGGCUGACCACGACUUGCUCAACCGCGGCCGUCGAGAUCUUCCGAUCGAGGUUGAGAUGCUGGAUGCCCCAGUGUAUGUGGCACGAGCUGCACAAAAGAGAGCCUUAGAAGACCUGGACGAUGAUGACGAAGAUGCUCCUCCACCUCAGAAGCGCAGGAGACGCAAGAGAGCGGCAAGAGACAACAGCGCAUCCCCAGAUAGGGCAUCCAAACGGAACGAUAUUACCUUUCAUCAAGAUUACGAGACGGGGCAAGGAAAGUGGUAUGAACACUUUGCGGGCGUUGCAACUCAUGGUGCCCCCGAGUCAAUUCGGUUCCUCGAGCCCAAUACUUUCUUGGACGAGGAACCCCCGAGGUGGUUGUCGAAGCGCGCCACCAAGGCCGCAGCUCGUCAUGUGCAAGAAGAGGAAGCUUUCAACGACGUCCCCAAGGAAUUGGUGUUUGACAAGCCGAUUUUGGUUUCCGGCGAUCUUGGUGCCUGGCCCUACAUUAGCGCUCAAGACUUUGAGCUGCAAGAUGCCAGCUACACACUGAAGGGCUGGAUGCCUGACAUGAACUGGUUCGCCUGGUCAUCUAUGUUGGAUGUGAUUGACGAACGCACCCUUGAGCUGAAACGCCAGAAGCGUCAGCAUAGAACCGACCUUGGUCGAUACCAGCGCUUCGUCGAGAGACUACAGUGUUGUAUGGAUACGGAGCGAUCAUGGGCCGAGUCUUUCGUCCAUGCGCCGCGCGGUGCAGCGGGCCCUCACAACACCUUCGUGACGUUCUUUAGCGGAGCCGACAUGGAGUUGGUCGAUGUUCCUGGCCUUACGUGGCCUGCAGAGUGGCAACUUACACCAGAGUCCUUCCCAGGAGCCGUGCCAGACCGGCAGCUUCUUGUUGACUCGACAUCUGAUGAGGAAGACGACAGUCCUAAGUGGACGAGACUAUCAGUGCCCCAAGCAGGACCCGACGGAGAGAGCGCGCGCACCACUACUGCUCGGCAGCAGCAAGGCCAGCAGGCAAGAGUCAAGCGUGUCCGCCUCCUAACCCGCGCUUUAACGAACAUCCCCACCGAAGCAGAACAACCAGAGGGUCUCAACGCCCAGAAUUCGGCCAAUGACUCUUCUGACUCUGAGGAAGCGGACAGGUUGCUCGCUGCAUUUGUUGCUGUUCGUGUGCUACUCGGUGGUUCCGACAAGGCCAUCGAUUGGGGACUGUUGUUGAAACUCUUCCCAUCAUUCAAGCUCAAGGAGCUUCGUCGAUUUUGGAUCACCGCCCGUAGAGAUCAGGGCGCGUACGUGGGAAAACUCACAAAGGACUUUCAGGAUAAGUUUCUGAUUGCAUAUCAGAAGGAAGAACUUCCAGAGUUUGACUUUGAUGACCCCUUGGACUAUGACUGGCAUGAACUGAUUGAUUGGACGCUUCAGUUGCCACGCAGAAAGGGCGUUGAUCUGCCGUCAACCAAGGCUCUUCUGGAGGAGAACUUUACCUCUCACAAGGCCUCUCGUGUGGUGGAUGACUGGAGAGAGAAGUUUCACCAUGUGCAGUCAUCUGUCUUCUCUCGGUUUGAGGCCACUACUGGCAGCCCAGCUGUUGUAUCUGUUGACAAGAUGUUGACCGGCCUUGACGAACAUGUCGAACUCACUGACAGGGUCAUUGCAAGAUCUUGGGUGCGAUCUCUGUGCUGCACGGAGGACAGCCGGUAUUCAGUGGAACAGAUUAGGCAAAAGUUCUCCUCACUCGCCAAGGGAGACCAGGAUCGGAACAACGCGCUUCUCAAGCAGGCCAUUGAUGACUUGACUCAGCAACGAAUCAUCUGCAGGAGCAAGAAGGCUCCCCUUGGUGGUCGACCAUACCGACUCAACGAAUGGUAUUACCACAUGCUGGGGAAACUAGCACAGCGGACAAAGUACCAAGAAGCAGCCGACUUCAAGGCCAAGCUGGAUGCCGUCUUUCGUCGUGGAGAAACCUUCCAGGUUCCAUACACUCUUGAAGACGGAGCUGUCAUGGCAUUGACAAACUUGAACGCUUCCGAGAGAAUCAAGCUGAUGCCCGUGGAUGUGCCCAAUAUUCCUCUUGGAUUCGAGCCAGGCAACUACGAAAGUCGCAAGUUCCCGAAGUCGUACUAUCAUUUCAGCAUCGAGGCGGUCCCGACGGACACGUACAAGUAUGACGAGGAUAUUGAUGUGAUCCGCAAGACCAUCUAUGAGGGCCCUCCCACAGCGGGCAAGGAGAGCGUGCUGCCGCAGUGGGUUGACUUUUUUGGGCGACGAGAUGCCCAACGUUGGAUGGAUGUCUUGGGCGCAUUUUGCUUCAUCUUUGCUCUCAGGGGAUAUCUGUCGAUAGAAGGAGUGUGUAGCGCACUCAAACCAGUGCUAGAAGAGUUUGAAGCUCAGAUGAUCAUUGACUGGGGAAAGAAGACGGGCGUGCUCAAGGAGUCGGAGGAUGGACUAGGAGUGACGACAGGAGAAUGGUGGUGGCUGGCAGUCCCAUGGCAAUGGGGACGGCAACUCAGAGCGAGGGGUCCACGAGAGGACGACUAA